AAUGACAGCCUACUUAUGUUGGGGACGGUAAACCACUACCUCACAGGAUUUAGACUUCCCUCAAGCUACAACGCAACUCAAAACGGAGUCUCUCAUUCCUGGGAAGAAAUCGGAGUUGGUGCUCGGAUGGCGUCGUCAGCGCCGACGGCCUCUCAAAACCCUAAAAAGACGGUGGGGUUUAUAGCAAACGCAAUAAAGCAUAAACAUAGUUUUAUUCAGUUCUUUGCAAUGACCGGAAUUUUGCUUUUGAGUGUGAGAUCGUUGGGUCAAAAAUACCGGCUCCACGACCUUGAAGAGGACACGUCAGCUCUUAAAGAAGAGCAGAAAACCCUAACGACUCGAUUGAAUAACAUCAGGCAGGGUUUGCUCAACGAAGCCUCUCUUGAUUCUACUGGCCGUUUUGCUUCUCGCCUUCGCCUUCUCUUCGGCGACGAAAAUUAAACUGUUCCUAUGUGAGUUGUUUAUGUUCGUCUUUUUGUUGUAGUUUAUGAUAUCAAUAAUCAAAAGUUUGACACUUUGUUUUCGCUGUUCGGAAAUCCGCAUUACUUCUAAUUUUAACAUUGUGAUUUAUGAACACCUUACUGUGACAGUUGAAAGGCUUCAAUUUAGCUAAAUUUGUCAAACUAAUCCAUUAUGCUAGUGUUAUAUUACUCGAGGAUUUUCCAAUUACCUAGUGGAAGUUAAGAAUACUCUAGUUUUGUCGUAA
Molecule: messenger RNA, 706 nt
Organism: Mercurialis annua (annual mercury)
Lineage: Eukaryota; Viridiplantae; Streptophyta; Magnoliopsida; Malpighiales; Euphorbiaceae
Exons: 1
Coding region: 16-441 (141 amino acids)
Source: RefSeq, a predicted model, not a curated record